Molecule: messenger RNA, 576 nt
Organism: Miscanthus lutarioriparius
Lineage: Eukaryota; Viridiplantae; Streptophyta; Magnoliopsida; Poales; Poaceae
Source: the annotation of a GenBank genome assembly
AUGUCAAGUGGUGGUGAAGAAAAGGCUCUGUACAUUGAUGCAGAGGGUACGUUCAGACCACAAAGGCUCCUGCAGAUAGCUGACAGGUUUGGGCUGAACGGUGCUGAUGUGCUGGAGAAUGUGGCUUAUGCCAGAGCUUAUAACACAGAUCAUCAAUCCAGACUUCUGCUGGAGGCAGCUUCCAUGAUGAUAGAGACAAGGUUUGCUCUAAUGGUUGUUGACAGUGCCACAGCUCUGUACAGAACUGAUUUCUCAGGAAGAGGAGAGCUAUCAGCUAGGCAAAUGCACAUGGCUAAGUUCCUGAGAAGCCUUCAGAAGUUAGCAGAUGAGUUUGGAGUUGCUGUGGUUAUCACCAAUCAAGUAGUAGCACAAGUGGAUGGCUCUGCUAUGUUUGCCGGACCACAGAUCAAGCCCAUUGGUGGUAACAUCAUGGCUCAUGCUUCCACAACAAGGCUUGCUCUUCGCAAGGGAAGAGGGGAGGAGCGGAUUUGUAAAGUAAUAAGCUCUCCCUGCCUGGCUGAAGCAGAAGCGAGGUUUCAGAUAGCUUCUGAAGGCGUCGCAGAUGUCAAGGAUUGA